This is a messenger RNA of Scylla paramamosain (green mud crab), 3439 nucleotides long. RefSeq names its product collagen alpha-2(I) chain-like. Lineage: Eukaryota; Metazoa; Arthropoda; Malacostraca; Decapoda; Portunidae. Bases 729 to 2354 code for a protein of 541 amino acids. The record is from RefSeq and is a predicted model, not a curated record. The transcript is spliced from 3 exons.
UUUCCAAGGAUAUAAUCUGUAUGCAAAUUGAAGACUUACACAGAAAAAUCUGACCGUAAUUGACUUUUCUUUCAUGACCGCCGAGUAAAUCUGGCCGGUGGUGAUGGAGCCACGGGUGUUCUGUGCACGGCCGUGAAUGAGCGCGUGACCUCGUGUAGUGUUGGGCUGCUGGUGACGUCACGAGGACUGGAUAGCGGCAGGACGUGUCGUGUGCAGUGGCACCGCCGGUGGCCGUGGUCACCUUCACGUUGCCAGGGAGGCUGUUCACUUUAUCUUACUAACUAUUUGAAUGAACUACAUCGAUAAAGAGGAUGUGUAAAGCAUCUUGACGCCCGAUAAGUCUGCCCCGACUCUCACGGCCAAACAUGUACUGAGAUAAUUGGUAAUAUUCAGUGGAGCAUGUGUGCGUGGCCGCCUUGCCGUACACACGCUGGCCCGUAGUGUACAACAGUGGGCGUGUGUGGUGGUCUGACGACGGGCGUGUGUGAGGCGAGCCUGAGAUCAAUGUUGCGCAGGAGAGGCCGCCCCCCGCGCAUAACAGUGGACUCUGCCGCCGCCAUAUUGAUCCGGGAGGCCGUCGCCAGAGCCGCGGCCGAGGUGGUGGCAGCAGCUCCCUCUCUCCUCCACCUUGCCGCAGUCCUGCCGCCUGUACAGUGUCCCUUUGGCCCGUGCUACGCUGUGAUGUUUGACAACAAUAGAGUUUAUUACGGAUAAGAUAACUUGUGACAAUGUUCAGUUUCGCGAACAAAAUGUUAAACGCCCUUGUGGGCAAUGAAGAGCCCACGUCCGGGACACCAGGGGGCACCAGUGUACCGGGGGCACCGCGCCCCCAGGUACCCGGCCUUAUGAGGAUGGGUGCUCCUGGAGGACCUCGGCCCCCGGGGACGGGCAUGACGGGCCCCAGACCGCCCGGACCUGGCGGGAGCAUGGGGCCCGGCGGUGGCAUGGGGCCCAGUGGUGGCAUGGGCCCUGGCGGGAUGGGCCCCGGUGGAAUGAGCGGACCAGGCGUCCCUGGAGGACCAGGAGGACCUGGCGGGCCAAUGGGCCCCGGUGGUGUGCGGGGACCCAGUGUGUCAAUGGGUCAAGGUGGUACAGUGGGGUCUGGGGGAUCGGCAGGCCCGGGGGGCCCGAUGGGACCUGGUGGCCCUAUGGGGCCAGGCGGUCCGAUGGGACCCGGGGGUCCAGGGGGUCCAGGCGGACCGAUCGGUCCCGGUGGUCCCAUGGGGCUGAACGGUCCCGGAGGACCAGGUGCUAACAGACCACCAGGGCCCGGCAUGGGUCCCAGACCUCCAGGAAUGGGGGGACCCAUGGGUCCCAGAGGCGGCAUACGACCAGGACCACGAGGAAUGCCGCCCGGGAUGGGCCCUGGUGGCCCCCGGGGCAUGCCGCCAGGAAUGGGCCCACGUCCAGGAAUGGGUCCCCUUGGACCACGUGGAAUGCCAAUGAAUGGGAUGGGAGGUCCUCGCGGGCCCAGGCCUGGCAUGAUGGGUCCCCCCGGCAGCCGCGGACCAGCGCCUGGCCCGGGAACCAUGCCACCCCCCGGCGGUCCAGGAGGACCAGGAGGGCCAGGAGCGCCGCCAGCCAUGGGCGUGGACCACCAGCGACCUCCUCACUCUGAACAUGGAAAGCUUGGCACCGGCGCCACCCUCCAAAACCAGACCUCCCAACCCUCAGGGACGCAGCCCCUUGGGGCACAGGUCAUGGGAACACAAUCUAUGGGAACACAGUCUAUGGGAACACAGCCCAUGGGCACACAACCCAUGGGAACACAAUCUAUGGGAACAAUGGGAACACAACCCAUGGGUACACAGUCUAUGGGUACCAUGGGAACACAGCCCAUGGGAACUCAGUCCAUGGGAACACAGCCCAUGGGAACACAGGCCAUGGGGCAGCAGUCCAUGGGAGCACAAAACACUAUGGGUUCAAUGCAAGAUAAUCAUAAGAAACUAAGUGGCCAAGACCUUUUGAAUCAAGCCCGAGGGACCAUGGAUAAAAAGCCCGGGAUAAUGAGACAAGGCUCAAUGGGGCGUGAUCCCCCAGGCCAGCAUGGCGGGCUUAGUACAGGUGUCGGGGGCAUCAGACCCCAAGGGCCAGGGCAGGCCAGGAUGGGCCAACACGGAGCACUGGGCCAGACGUGGCCCUCCUCUCAGGGGCCUAAUGCCCCCACCUCUCAGGGCAUGACGGGGCCGACCACACUGCCUUCUGGUGCUCGAACGCAAACAACAACUGCUGGCCCUGGUGCCCCGGACGUGGACCUGAGUCAGUUGAGCGAGGAGGAGCGAGCCAUCAUCGAGAGCGUCAUGGAGAAGGCCAAGGAGAUGGAGGGACACGACACCCCAACCCGCCGUGGGUGAGUACCACUACUACUGCUAGUACCAGCACAUGUCUUCACCUUGUAUUUCCUUGUGAUUCCCUUCGACUUUUUAUGUAAGAGAGGGACUGAUUUAGGAUAACAAAAAGAAAGAAAAAAAAAAAAAAGACCCACUGAGGUGCCAGUCCUGCGUCACCACACUCAGGUGACUGAUGUAUCCACACUGAGGCGACUGAUGCGUCAACACAAACAUGAUUCAGUGACCUUACACAUACGUGACUCACGGGUCAGUUUGGUGAAUCCAUUUUCUCUGUGUGAUCCAGUGAGGUGUGUGUGUGUGUGUGUGUGUGUGUGUGUGUGUGUGUGUGUGUGUGUGUGUGUGUGUAUGUGCACGUAUGUGUAUUUGUUGGAGGCAGUGACGUAAUGCCGAGUUACAUAGCGGUCACUGGCCACACCUUGGCUCGCGUCCAAUCGGAAAUUCACAGCGUCGGGAAUCACUAGGAAAGAUUUAAUCUCCCGCCGCGGCUCAAAGGGCGAGCCAACACUUUGCGGUCUUCGGUACCUAUGGGAAAGUGCAGCCGUUGUUUCCCUUCACGCACUGUACGAGCAGGACUGCGAGAUCCUGCCAACAUUCCUAAUCCUCGCUGAUCCAAAUGAGCCUGCAGAUCCUAUCCGCUUGUGGUUAACCUUGACAUUAAGUGCAGGCUUUGCCAUCACGAGGGAAUAAACGCAGGAGAGUGUCGUCGUCAAGAAUGGUAAUGAGCCUCCUUGUUUUCUUAGCGAGGCUGUGGCUGCUGCCUCUCGCGCCGCCGUGACGGGAACCAAGCGGCAAAUGUCACGGCGGUGCUUUCCACGGGAUUCUUUUAGGCCGCGACCCGAAGCAUUACCUAAGAGGAGAGAACACGCUGGCGUAGAUAGAGGGUGACUGGCUGGAUGGCUGGGUGGGUGACAGACGCCUGAUCAACAAGGAUAUUUUGUCUUCAUUUAGCUCUGGGUCACACACACACACAUACACACAAACACUCAAGGGAAGGGGAAGAGGGUGAGAGGCUGGGUAGUGGAUGACGGACGUCUCUAGGUCACACUUUAAAGUCCAUAUUCUGAAUCACUUCUGCGCCGCCCUUCCAC